Molecule: messenger RNA, 811 nt
Organism: Coffea arabica (coffee)
Lineage: Eukaryota; Viridiplantae; Streptophyta; Magnoliopsida; Gentianales; Rubiaceae
Product: NADH dehydrogenase [ubiquinone] 1 alpha subcomplex subunit 6
Biological process (GO): response to oxidative stress
Cellular component (GO): respiratory chain complex I
Source: RefSeq, a predicted model, not a curated record
UGGCAGAAAGUGAAAGAAUACCAACACGUAGGACCGUAACAGAAACAUAAAUACUGAGCGAUUUUCCUCUGAAAACCCCAGAGGAGAAAACAAAGGGAAAAUAAUUCGAAAAAAUGGCACAUUUGAUGAAGAACUUGAAGGUGCCGCCGAACUCGACGAGUCGGGAGGAAGCUCGGAAAAGGACCUUCGAUUUCUUCAGGUUGGCCUGCAGAUCGAUCCCAAACAUUAUGGAAAUCUACAACCUCGACGACGUCGUUACCCCCUCUCAGCUACGCUCCACUGUAGCCUCUGAAAUCCGCAAGAAUGCCCACGUCACCAAUCCCAAGGUUAUUGACAUGCUGCUCUUCAAGGGAAUGGAAGAAUUAAAGAACUUUGUUGAUCAUGCAAAGCAGAGGCAUCACGUUAUUGGCCAAUACGUGGUGGGUCGUAAAGGACUUGUGCAAGACCUUGGACCCAAGGAUGAAGGGAUCUCUAAUUUUCUAAAGAAUUUCUACAGCAGCAACUACUCCUGAUUUGUUGUGGAUUCCGGUUCCUGUUGUGAUCUGGCUUUUGGUUACAGUGCUCUAAUAAAUCUAAACAGUUUCUGUAGUGUACUCUUUUGCAUGAUAGAAGCUUUUCCUUGUCCUGAGCACAAGAUGAGCACAGGCAUCAUGUUGUUCGAGGGAUAUAUGUGGGAGGAUCUUCUGUGUUUAUAAAAAAUUGUGAAUUCAGGGAUCCUUGUUGACAGUCUUUUUCUAAUUUGUUAAAAAUCAAAUCAACUCCCCUGGUUAAUAUAACGGUCCUCCAUUCAAGGGUUCACAUUUUAUUUCAA